Molecule: messenger RNA, 1963 nt
Organism: Zonotrichia leucophrys gambelii
Lineage: Eukaryota; Metazoa; Chordata; Aves; Passeriformes; Passerellidae
Gene: C6H10orf105
Product: chromosome 6 C10orf105 homolog
Exons: 2
Coding region: 254-649 (131 amino acids)
Source: RefSeq, a predicted model, not a curated record
GCCGACUACUGCACCAUUCACUCAUCCUACAGGGACAAAUCCCGAGGAGAUGCAUCCCGAGGGGCUCGACCCCAGCAGGACACAGCUCCGGGGCACUGCAGCGCCCUGGCUCGGCUGGCUCAGGCUGUCCCCAGCCGGCUGCCACCUCUGUCCCACCCUCCCCAACGGGAGGAGGGGGCUGGCAGCCCGCGGAGCGCGGUGGGAGAGGCGGUGAAGCACCGGAGUGCGGGAGGCAGCGCCGCUGAGAGGGAAGAUGAGCUCUGACAACAGGACCUCUCCCACGCCACCUCUCCUUGGGCUCCUGGAGCCGGUGCCACCCAGUGCCACCUUCCCUGAGGGCACAGACUGGCUGCCCACCAUCGUGGGGCUCAUCUGCAUCUUCCUGGUGCUGGCCACGCUGCUGACCCUUGUCACCCUCUGCCACCUUCGGGCGCUGGGCUGCUCCCCCUGGGGUCCCCACGAGUGGCUGCCCCAGCACCCCGUGGAUGCCAGCCAGCCCCAGCUGAGGCUCUGGAAGCGCCUGGGCUCCUUGAGGAGCUCCAUCAGCAGCUUCAGGAGGAGUCAGAUGGUGUCUCAGAGCACCCUGGCCUGUCCCAGAAGCUUCCCCAGCAGCCAGGACUGGGACAUCAUGGAGUCCACCAAAAUGUGAUCCUGCCCUGCUCCUCCUUCCCAAGCUUUGGCUCCCUUCUCAAGCAUCCUGAAUAGAGACCCUUGGAGCAGCUCAUUUCCAGGCUCUGUGGCAGGAGAUUUUGCAAUGCCAGGUUCCCAAAUGCUUUCCAGGUUACUGCUUCCUGCCAGGGAAGGUGGAGGCAUCCAAACUACACCCACACACAGCUACCACUGGGCAGUCCAAAAAAAUCCUGCUGCUUCAUUUCUUUUGGAAAAUAUUGUUGUUGAAAACAAUGCAACAUGUAUUCCAUUACCAUCUGUAUGGCAGAUUACCUUUGUCAAGUGAGCAGUUUGCCUUAUCUCUCUCUUUGAGUGACCACAAUCACACCUCCCUGGGGAGGGGACAUUGCUGAUAACAGCUAUUGAAUGUCUCUGCAUGACUGAUAAGAACUAUAACAUCCCAUUGGGAGAUGCUCCGCCCAGGGGGAGGAGCCAAGCAUUGCUACCCAGAUAUAAUCCAGAGGUUUUGAGACACCAGCACUCCACAGGAUUCCCCAGAGGAACAGCAGCUGCCUCUCCUUCCACUGGAUCUUCAGAGGAAGAAUACAUCCUUCUCUACAGGACCCCCCUGCUCCAACAGAACCACCCCUGACACUGCAGGAGGGCUGCAGCCACAUUUCCAAUUGGACUGCUACCAACACCCUGACCCACAGGGUGUCAGGUUGGGUUCUGACUCUGGCAGUGUUGUUCUAGUGUACUGCAUUGUUUAUUUUAUCCUUUUAUAUUUUUUUCUUUUCCCUAUUAAAGAACUGUUAUUUCCUGCUCCCAUAUUUUUGCCUGAGAGCCCCCUUAAUUUAAAAUUCAUAGCAAUUGAGAGGGCUGGGGAGGGUUUACAUUCUCCAUUUCAGGGGAGGCUCCUGCCUUCCUUAGCAGGCUCCUGCCUUUCCAAACCAAGACAAUUGUGCAAGUUGUGCUGCACCUGAACAAACAGCCUGGAAGAGACUGGGAGCAACGUGGCUACCUGAAGAGAGGCAGCCCAGGGCAAGCCUGCUCCACAGAAAGGAAUUCCCAGUGGAGUUACCCUCUGGAGCAGGUGGAGGAAUGCUCGUGCCCCCACGUGCUGCCUGGUCCCUGUCGCCCCCCUCCAUGCUGGUUGAGCUCUGGGUUGCUGUGUUCAAUGCAUUCCCAUUUCUCCUCUCUGGCCCUGCUCUGCCUGGUUCUGGGAGAAAGGGAUGGGGAAACAUUCAGAAACUCUCUCCUGCUGCCCCGGGGAUGUGGGGAUGCACUGAAGGGAGAGACCUGUACAAAUAGUUCACGCUGAAGGUGCAAAUUAAACUGAAGCUGGGUGAUGGCU